Wasmannia auropunctata (little fire ant) is the source of this 1749-nucleotide messenger RNA. RefSeq names its product septin-2 (gene Septin2). Gene Ontology annotation, cellular component: septin ring; cell division site; septin complex. The transcript is spliced from 8 exons. The record is from RefSeq and is a predicted model, not a curated record. The coding region runs from base 157 to 1422 and encodes 421 amino acids. Lineage: Eukaryota; Metazoa; Arthropoda; Insecta; Hymenoptera; Formicidae. Gene Ontology annotation, biological process: cytoskeleton-dependent cytokinesis. Gene Ontology annotation, molecular function: molecular adaptor activity; GTP binding; GTPase activity.
UCAGGUCAGGGUCCUCUCUGGUGGCGCAUGCAUACUCCGAAUUCUCUGAUAGUGAUUUGAGGAGGCUCGCCGCUCGCCGCCGCGGAUCACGGCUUCCGUCUGUCGAGAGUGCUCGUUCCCGUGGGCGUUCGCAGUCGCAGCGGAAUCGUAGGAAAAAUGGCGACGGAGGAUAUUGACCGUGCUAAGAUCGAGUCUAUGCUACGUACGCUGAAAUUGUCAGGUCACGUUGGAUUUGACAGUCUGCCUAGUCAAUUGGUGAACAAAUCAGUGCAAAAUGGAUUCAUAUUCAAUAUUCUCUGCAUUGGUGAAACCGGCCUCGGAAAAUCCACGCUUAUGGAUUCCCUUUUUAACACAAGCUUCGAAUCUAGUCCCAGUCCCCAUAAUCUACCAUCCGUAAAGCUCAAGGCGCACACCUACGAAUUGCAAGAGAGCAAUGUCAGGCUGAAGCUGACCAUCGUUGAUACGGUCGGCUAUGGCGAUCAAAUCAACAAGGAGGACAGCUUCAAGGCAGUCGUCGACUAUAUAGAUGCACAGUUUGAAGCUUAUUUGCAGGAAGAGCUGAAAAUCAAGCGAAACUUGGCAACCUAUCAUGACACUCGCAUCCAUAUCUGCCUGUAUUUCAUAUGUCCUACUGGUCAUGGGUUGAAAUCCAUUGAUUUAGUAUGCAUGAAGAAGCUGGAUACCAAAGUCAACAUUAUUCCAAUUAUUGCUAAAGCAGACACAAUAUCGAAGACUGAGUUACAGAAAUUUAAGAGCAAGAUAAUAUCCGAGCUGCAAAACAACGGAAUACAUAUCUAUCAAUUUCCAACCGAUGAUGAAAGCGUUAUGGAUAUAAACGCCACCAUGAACACUCACGUACCCUUUGCUGUCGUUGGCAGUACCGAUUUCGUUCGCGUGGGCAAUAAAAUGAUGCGUUCUCGUCAAUAUCCGUGGGGUACAGUUCAAGUCGAAAAUGAAUCUCACUGUGACUUUGUGAAACUGCGCGAGAUGCUGAUAAGUACCAAUAUGGAAGAUAUGCGCGAGAAAACACAUUGUCGCCACUAUGAACUGUAUCGAAAGAAGAGAUUGGAACAGAUGGGCUUCAGUGACGUUGACAGCGACAACAAACCUGUAAGUUUUCAACAGACGUGCGAAGCGAAGAGAUCCAUUCACUUGCAAGAGUUGCAACAAAAGGAGGACGAGAUGCGCCAGAUGUUUGUUGCCCGAGUGAAAGAAAAAGAGGCUGAAUUGAAAGAAGCUGAGAAGGAGCUUCACAGUAAAUUCGACAAGCUGAAGAAAGAUCAUACUGAGGAAAAGAAGAAAUUAGAAGACAGUCGCAAAAAGCUUGAGGACGAUAUAUUGGAGUUCAAUAGACGAAAAGCGCAGUUCGCGCAGCAACCCCAACAUCACACUCUGACGUUAGGCAAAAGCAAAAAGAAGUAGAGCGCAUUUCAUCAUGACGACAUCUUUUUAUACCAUUUGAAUAUGACCAUGCAUUUUUAUUGCAUUAUCCAUUAGUAGUAUUAUUAUUUUAAUAUACCUAUAUACCUGAUAUAUUGAUUUAUUUUAUUAUAUUACAUUUUAUAAGUAUUCCGUAUAUAUUAAAUAUAAAUAUAUACCAAAAAUUUUUCUAGAGAUAUACACUAAGUCGCAUAUGUUUCGUAUUAUCUAGAAAUAGCGCUAAUGCAAAGUAAUGUUUAACCAAACAUAUUUUUUAAAUUAAUUUGUAAUGACUUUGGUUUUAUACGAAAUAUAUGUUUAGUAUGCAAA